Molecule: messenger RNA, 1746 nt
Organism: Drosophila eugracilis
Lineage: Eukaryota; Metazoa; Arthropoda; Insecta; Diptera; Drosophilidae
Product: GATA zinc finger domain-containing protein 1
Exons: 2
Coding region: 132-1364 (410 amino acids)
Biological process (GO): chromatin organization
Cellular component (GO): nucleus
Source: RefSeq, a predicted model, not a curated record
UCGAAAGAUGCAAUUGCCUGAGGACUAUCGAAAGUCGGCGAGGAAAUAGAAAAAAAAGCUGAUAUUGUGUUGAUUUUAAAAGGCGUUAAAAAUCUGAAUAAAGGGCUUUCCCAUUGGCUGACGAAUUAGCCAUGCCCACCGAACCUGACCAGAUGACCAGCGAGUACAGCAAGAGCGGCAAUCCAGGUGCCCAAAGUCCGGGGACCAAGGAAUCAUCUGCCGACGACUGCCUCCAAAUUAACAGUGCUGAGGAGGAGGGAGCAUCCAAUCCUCCCGAUUCCUCCUGUUUCUGCGAAAAGCAGAAAGACUCCACGGACAUGGACAUAGACAACGACCUGACCACCAACGAGCGAAUGCCCACGGUAGAUGAGCUAGACCAGCCGAAAGAGCCCAAAACGAAGCCCCCAGAACUGAAGGAAGAGCAAGGCCAGGACCAGAAAUUACUAGAACAGCUCCCCGUCCAGACGCCCAGUCCUACGACUACGAUUAAAAUCGAAGAAGAGGACAAGCCAGUAAAGCCGCCAUCGCAAUCUCAGUUUCAAGAGGUAAUCCCACCCAACUCGCCGGAGGCACUGCCAAAUCCCAGUCAGCGGCCAAUUGGCAAGAUUACCCGCAGCAGUCUGAAUGGCACAGGUAACCAAGUGACCACUAAAACACCAACCAUCAUGAAGCGUCUGCGGAAGAGCACGCGCUUUAAGUCUAAGCAAACGGGUAAGGGUAAUCCUGGAGGCGGCAAUAACCAACCAAAUGGCCACAACAAUGGACCAAAUGGAACCACCGGUAGCUCAACACAUCUUGCAGGCGCAGGUGCCCAUCCUAGUAAUAGCAACAAGCAUGGAAAGUCCGGUCCAGCUGGUCCAGGCGGAGCCACUGGAGCUCGAAAUCGUCGUACUCUAUUUAAAAGGCCAGCUCAAAAGACGCCAAAAGUCCAGGCUUGCACCAAGUUUGUGGAGAGUGUUUUCUACAAAGGCAGCUAUAUGCAAAUUGGUGAUAUCGUAAGCAUCGUUGAUGGGGAUCACAAUCUAUACUACGCCCAAAUACGUGGUCUGCUUGUGGACGCCUAUUGCGAGAAGUCCGCGUUCCUCACCUGGCUGAUUCCUACGCAGGACAGCCCGGAUCCCCAGGAGGGAUUCGAUCCGUCUACCUACCUAAUUGGACCAGAUGAAGAGCUAUCCCGGAAGCUCUGCUAUCUGGAAUUCGUGAUGCAUGCGCCCAGCAAUUACUAUUUCGAUCGGAGCACCCCGUUCCCCCUGCCGGAUGUUGACGAGUACACAGCUCAGAGAUCUGGUGGCUAUAUCUGGACGCGACUGCCCGUAGUGAAGCGCGAAAAGGGGAGUGGGCACAAAACGGGCGGCGUCUCCUAGCACGAAAGGUGGCCCAAGGGCAAGAAAAAGAAGGCCAGAGUCCUGAAUUUAAAUAAUAUAAUUUAUUGAGUGAAAAAUACAAAAGUGUGUCUGAAAAAAAAUGUUUUAAGAUUUUACUGUAUAGAGCCACACACUCCCAGAUUUUAUUUAAUGCUUUCCCAUACUAAAAAUUCAGCACGAUUUGAUAAAUAUUCUUUAAGGAAUCUUAAUACUAUUUUAUCUGGUAAGAAAUUGUAUUCCUAUUAAAUAGGCCAUGUUGUCUUCGGCUAACAAAAACUCUUUCUAAAUGAAAUAUUAAAUAGAAUACCUAGAAUAAGAGCCAAAUUGCAUUUUUAGAUACAUAUCAAUAAAUCGUAUUCUCUUAACAGCUUGAAGAAAAUAA